Messenger RNA from Acytostelium subglobosum LB1, 1368 nucleotides. RefSeq lists its product as hypothetical. Bases 1 to 1368 code for a protein of 455 amino acids. The transcript has a single exon. The record is from RefSeq and is a predicted model, not a curated record. Gene Ontology annotation, molecular function: protein binding. Lineage: Eukaryota; Evosea; Eumycetozoa; Acytosteliales; Acytosteliaceae.
AUGAAGGAGAUGGCAAUGACCUAUACAUCACAAGACAAGAUAAAGACAGAGGUGACUGAGCACUUCAAACAACUACAUGAUCAACUGAUCAUUGAGGAGCAUAGAAUCAAUCGGCAACUCAUCGAUGAGAUGGACAAAGCAACAACUACAAUCAAUGAUAUCAUCAAGGAGUUGAACAACAUUGAUGCAAUAUUCAAUUGUUCAAGCAUUGGACAGUACAUACAAUCUGAAGACAGCUCACUUGUGGAUUGGAUCAUCAAUAGUAACUCAUUGGAAGAGUUUAUUUCCAAUAAUGUACCAGAAGGUCCUGCUUUGCUACCCUCCGAUCAAGAAGUCGCAUUGGAUGACUAUGAGUUGUUGGGAAUGUACAUAGAUGCACUACGUCACAUUGAGUCAGCAUCGUACAACCUCCCCGAGGCCUACCAUCUCGAGGUGAGCAGCUCAUUGCUGGAGAGCACGAGACAGACGUUAUACUCGUGCUUCAAACUCACCCAUCACUACAAGGUGUUCUCAGCCAGUCUAAACGACACGGCGCUGUUCGAUCCUCACACAGGCGAAUGGACAACAAUUGGCAAGGGUCUUGACAUAGAGACAGAGAAUGAGCGAUCGGAAUCAAUGGUGUAUGCGCGAGGCAAUGUCUACAUGUUUGGCAUCAGAGAUUCAUCGACAUACUCCCGCUUCUCAAUGUCUGAGAGGAGGUGGCAUCAUGACAUACCAAUCGUUGGUGUGCAGGGAGGUCGAUGCAUAUCGGUGUGCUACGAUGGUCAUAAAUACAUCUAUCUGCUUGGUGGACAAUUAGACAGCGCGCUUCAACCCCUUGAUCGAGUGGAUCAGUUCAACAUCGAGACACAACAAUUCAGUCCAUUAUCAAAGAUGGUGGAAGGCACUCGCGACUCUGUUUCCUUCCUCCACAAAGGACAGAUCUACUCAUGCACUGUAGGAGCGCGGGGUCUAAUCCCUGCGCUAAUAUACACUAGUCUGUUACAGUCUGGCGGCCCUUCGACAAACCUGUGCACUUAUAACAAAAACCUCAAGGACAUCAUGAUAUGUUUCUAUGGUGGUGAUGACGGAGCUGGGAUAGGCAAACUCUACAUUCAUGACGAUCAUAAUCAGAUGUACUUGCUAUCGUUCAAUGAGAAUGACAACAAGAUCACACAGCUCACACAGCUCAUUGGAGGAGAGUGUCCUAUCGUACCUUACAAAUGGCCCAUUGUUGUACCAGGCUUUAAUGCAGCCAUCCACCUUGGUGGAAAGGAUCAAAACUACAAAUACUCAUUCUCAAAUAACAAAUGGUCACAAAUGAAGCAUAUAGACAAUGUUGGGACUAGAAGAGGCCAUCUUCAUUGUCUGUUGUCUCCUUCAAACUAA